CGCAACCGGAUGUAACCGUUUAAGUCUUCCGGGCAGCUGAGAGGCCGUUCAGAAUUCUAGCUAACGUCUUCUAAACAGUCAAAAUCUUAAUAUUUUAUCAGUUAUUUCCUAUUGUGAUUUUACAACUACACAUAAUAACAAUGAUUAAGGCCAUCUUGAUAUUUAACAACCACGGAAAACCGCGGCUGAUCCGAUUCUAUCAAUAUUUUGCGGAGGACAUGCAGCAGCAGAUCAUUCGGGAGACUUUCCAUUUGGUGUCUAAGAGAGACGACAAUGUCUGCAAUUUCUUGGAGGGUGGAAGUCUCAUUGGCGGCUCUGAUUACAAGUUGAUCUACCGACACUAUGCAACCCUCUACUUUGUCUUCUGCGUGGACUCUUCUGAGAGCGAGCUUGGCAUUCUGGACCUGAUCCAGGUGUUUGUGGAAACACUGGAUAAAUGCUUUGAAAACGUCUGUGAGCUGGACCUCAUAUUCCACAUGGACAAGGUCCAUUACAUCUUACAGGAAGUGGUGAUGGGAGGCAUGGUGCUGGAGACCAACAUGAAUGAGAUUGUAGCUCAGGUGGAGGUGCAGAACCGCAUGGAGAAGUCAGAGGGAGGUCUAUCAGCGGCCCCCGCUCGCGCAGUCUCUGCUGUGAAGAACAUGAACCUGCCCGAGAUUCCCCGCAACAUCAACAUCGGAGACAUCAAUAUCAAAGUGCCGAGCCUCUCCCCGUUCUGAGCAGCAUCCCAGCUGAGCUCUGCAGGGCCGAUGUACUACUGAUGUCUCCAUUUCCCCGCUGUUCCCCUCCACCCAGCUCUGUGGUUGAGACAGAACUGUUUUUAUAUAUGUACUACAGAACCACAGCAGCUUACUCUCCCUUUCAUUCCAAUCUUUUCACAUGCAUGGGAGAUAAGCUGUGGAUUAUUUUUGAGUUCUACUGUAUACAAUUUACAGAUUACUCUAGCUGAAGGAUUUGCACAAUAAUGUAAAGUUUGAUUCUUAAAAUCAUCAAGAGUAAUGUUAAAAUCUAUAAAUUUUCUGCUUUUCUUUCUUUAUAGUUGUCAUGUUGAUUUCCUGCUCUUCCUAAAAGAAUGAUUGCUGUGUUGACCCAGUGUGUAUUUUCUUGCACAACUCUUCCAAAUCUCUGACGUUCAUCACUGAUUGUUCUGCCUAAGUUUUGAAAGCGUUCCCUCCUGUCUGAAGGAAGCUUUUGGACUGAGCACAGUCCACUGUAAUAUGAUCCUUUGGCUUCUGUGUUGGACUAUAAUUACUCAGACACAUCUUUAUUUCCUCCUCCAAGUGUGUGUUCAUACAGCUUGGGAUUAGACUCCUCCGCUUAGCUCUUGUCACUAUUUAUUUUCCCUUCUCCGUAAUAUAUUGUGUCUCUGACAUUCUUGUGUGAUUAAUAUAAUUGUCCUACUGGGUGCAGAUUGUGCUCGAUGUGACAAAUGUAAAUGCUUUGUAACUCUAGCCAAGUUUUAAUGUGUUGUGAUAGAAUCUUGCCAACAUCUGCUCAGAGAGGCAACAGACUAAUGUUGACCUUUUGUGGAUCUUUUCAGUGUUUCUAUAAAGUGUGUUUGUGUGUUUUUGGGUGUAUUUAGUAGGCUGAUAGAAUCAAAGUCAGACUUACAUUGAAGCCAUACUCAGUUUUUCCAUAAAAUCCUGUCAAGCCUCUCAAGGAAGGGAAUGUGUCUCAGUGUCAAAGACAUUCCUUGCCAAGAAAUUAAACACAUGAAAAUACA
Molecule: messenger RNA, 1723 nt
Organism: Lates calcarifer (barramundi perch)
Lineage: Eukaryota; Metazoa; Chordata; Actinopteri; Centropomidae
Gene: ap3s2
Product: adaptor related protein complex 3 subunit sigma 2
Exons: 6
Coding region: 141-719 (192 amino acids)
Biological process (GO): Golgi to vacuole transport; intracellular protein transport
Cellular component (GO): membrane coat; AP-3 adaptor complex; intracellular membrane-bounded organelle
Source: RefSeq, a predicted model, not a curated record